Molecule: messenger RNA, 1878 nt
Organism: Mytilus trossulus (common blue mussel)
Lineage: Eukaryota; Metazoa; Mollusca; Bivalvia; Mytilida; Mytilidae
Exons: 4
Coding region: 302-1801 (499 amino acids)
Source: RefSeq, a predicted model, not a curated record
AUCUGCUGAUGCCGCCAAUAAAUAAUUAAUUUGCAAUGUUUGAUACCGUCCUUUACAAGAUAACCAAUGUGGUCCUAGCUUUGAAAACAAUCAAAUAAUUAGUGAAAUGACAGACGGCGAAGUUGUUUUGAGCUUGGACAUCGAAUUAUGAACUCACAAUGUCUCAUGCCAUUGACUUAAUUACUCUUAAAGCUUUGUAUCGAACAGUGUCAUAUAGGGAUAUAUAUGUGUCAGUUUGAGAGGGAAAGAAUAGAAGUCGAUAAAUUUGAGAGGAUUAAUACAUCAUUCAAGUAAAUAAAGAAUGGAACCACAAGAAGUGAAAAAGCACAAAACCACAGGGAAACGAGAAAAUUCAUAUUCUGCCGAUGUUUAUAAUCCGACCAAAAGGCAUAGGAAAGACCGAAAUGAACAAAACCGACACCACAGACAUGAAAGGUCAGGAGGACGAAACAGCUGGGCAGGCUUUGAAGACAGUCAAAACACAGGGAGAACAGAACGAUCUAACAGUUGGUCUGCUUAUGUAGAUACUCAGUCGUUUAAAAGUACAAAAAGACGUGACAGCUGGUCAAGCAGUGAAGACAGUCAGACACAUGAAAGACACGACAGCUACCCAUCCAUUAGAAACAACCAUAACACUAAGGAUAUAGAGACCGAUACCACAAGGUCAACACAUAAAUCCAAACAAGCACCAGAAAGACACGACAGCUACCCAUCCAUUAGACACAACCAUAACACUAAGGAUAUAGAGACCGAUACCACAAGGUCAACACAUAAAUCCAAACAAGCACCAGAAAGACACGACAGCUACCCAUCCAUUAGACACAACCAUAACACUAGGGAUAUAGAAACAGAUGCCACAAGGUCAACACAUAAAUCCAAACAAGCACUUAGAAGUCCAGAAAGAUAUGACAGCUGGACAACCAGCAAAGAUGGUCGGUCACGUAAAAGAUCAGACAGAGGUGACAGCUGGUCAGCAAGUGAAUACAACGACACACGCAGAAUUUCUAGCAAACGUGACAGCUGGACAUCUAGUAAAGACAGACAUACAAAAAGAAGUUCUGGAGGACGCGACAGUUGGUCACCUAUUACUGACAUAAAGCCAACUAAGAGGAUAGAAAGACGUGACUACAACCUGUCAGACAAUAAUAGGAACUCGUCAAGUUCGAGAACAUUAAAACGUCAUAGUUGGCCAACCAGUAAAGACAACCAGACAUCAAGAAGAUAUGAUACGGCGAAUGACAGAGAAUUUGAAUUCUUUUGGAAAUCACAUUCUCCGUACAGUCAGUGGUAUCUAAGUGACUUCACAGUCGAUGGAAUCACGUUUAAUUGCACGGAACAAUUCAUGAUGUAUAGUAAAGCAAAAUUGUUCAAAGAUAAAGAAACAGCAUCUGAGAUUCUAGCAGAACACGAACCCCGUGAACAUAAGAGACUGGGCCGUCAGGUGAAAAACUUCGACCAGAACACAUGGGAUGACAACUGUAUGGAUAUAGUUAUUCGUGGGAACAAAGCCAAGUUCGAACAGAAUGAAGACCUUAUGACAACUAUCUUAAAAACGUUUCCCAAAACUCUAGCUGAGGCCAGCCCAUUUGAUAGGAUAUGGGGUAUAGGGUUAUCAGCUGACGAUCCAAGAGCUUUGAAUAAAGAAACUUGGAAAGGAAAGAACUUACUUGGACAUGCCCUGACAAAAAUCAGGGAUAGGUUUGUGGAAAAGAAAGAGAAGGUAAAACGACAGAAAAAGAAAACAGAAGAAAAACAACGAAACAGAAAGAAUAAGGAAGAAGAUAAGAGAAUUAGACGCUAAUUUCACAAUUUUAGGAGUCGAUUUCAUUGUACAAAUACCUAUAUUUAUUGUCUGCAAAUGCAUUUGUUCUCAUAUUU